UKAGGUUUUUCGUCUUUCAUCAACAAUUGCUUCCGUUASUUAACCAUGCAUCUCUUUGUUGUUGUUUUUCAGAGAACCGUACCGAAGACAUUUGAGAAAUCGAUGAGUAAUCUUCAAGACAAGAUCUCUGAUAAAAAGAAGACUAUCAAGGAGKCGAAAAAGGACUUGAAGGACCUGAAAGCCACAGCUAAAGAGAAGAAGGCGGAAUCGGCUGUAAAGGCGGUUGAAAAGAAGAAGGGCCAAAUACAACGACUUGAGGAACAGUUGUUCAAAUUAGAAGUGACUGCCACAGACAAGGAAGAAAACAAGGAAAUUGCUCUUGGCACUUCAAAGUUGAACUAUUUGGACCCAAGAAUUACCGUAGCAUGGUAUGUUUUUUUUUCACGGUGUCACGUCAUGACUGGACUAAGUACAGUUGCUUUGUCCUMUUUGUUUUGUCAUAYAAUAGCGGAGCUCCUGUGCGGGCCGAAGGCAGAGGGCCAUGGCUAAGACAAAAUGGUAAACAAUCGAGUCCAUUUUUGG
Exaiptasia diaphana is the source of this 522-nucleotide messenger RNA. RefSeq names its product DNA topoisomerase 1. Gene Ontology annotation, cellular component: chromosome; nucleolus. The transcript is spliced from 3 exons. The record is from RefSeq and is a predicted model, not a curated record. Gene Ontology annotation, molecular function: DNA topoisomerase type I (single strand cut, ATP-independent) activity; DNA binding. Gene Ontology annotation, biological process: chromosome segregation; DNA topological change; DNA replication. NCBI's taxonomy places the organism in Eukaryota, Metazoa, Cnidaria, Anthozoa, Actiniaria, Aiptasiidae. Bases 46 to 489 code for a protein of 147 amino acids.